AUGUGUCUGAGUGUGUGCUUUGGUGCUUUCUGGGAAUUUUCUUGCCAGAGAACCUGAGCUGGACAAAGCAACCUUGAUCUGAGUGAACUAACUGGCACCAUGAAACUAUCAGGUGUCUUUCUGCUCCUCUCUCUGGCUCUUUUCUGCUUUUUUUCAGGUGUCUUCACUCAAGGAGAACAGAUUGACUGUGGUGAGUUCCGAGACCCCAAGGUCUACUGCACUCGGGAAUCUAACCCCCACUGUGGCUCUGACGGGCAGACAUAUGGCAAUAAAUGUGCCUUCUGUAAGGCGGCAGUGAAAAGUGGAGGAAAGAUUAACCUAAAGCAUCCUGGAAAAUGCUGAACGAGAGCCAAUGUUUUGUGCUGGCUCACCAGUGUUCUCAUCCUUUCUUUUUUCUGCUUAUGCUUUU
Messenger RNA from Microcebus murinus (gray mouse lemur), 409 nucleotides. NCBI's taxonomy places the organism in Eukaryota, Metazoa, Chordata, Mammalia, Primates, Cheirogaleidae. The record is from RefSeq and is a predicted model, not a curated record.